CGUUGCUUCAACCCUAUCUAAUCAUUUCAUGCAGGUUGUCGCAAUGUCCGUCAAAUUUUACUCCUUGCUUUCAAUAAUCUCACAUCGUACAUAGCUAUGAUUGGGAAACUUACGCCCCCCCUUCCACCAAUGGUAACGGCGGGUUGGGAUUUAUCGGCAUGCAGCGUUGCAUGGAUUGUGAUUCAAGCCCCAUCGCGCAACUGUCUGCCCGACAUGCCGCUCAAGGCUGGGCUACCGUAUUCUCCCUGAACGAACCUGACGUUUCCGGGAUCAGUGCAAGUGAUGCUGCGGCUUGGUACAUUACCUAUAUCAACCCGCUGUCCAUUAAGAAGGCCUUUCCCGCGGUUACCUCUAGUUCCUCUUCUGGUCAAGGUCUAGAUUGGCUUGCGCAGAUGAUUAGCGCCUGUGCUGGUCGGUGUUAUGCUGAUUACAUUAACCUGCAUUGGUAUGGCACGAGCUUUUCUGAUUUCCAGAGCUACGUCCAGAAGGCCCGCGCGAAGUUCCCCAGCUACGGCAUCGUUAUCACCGAAUUCGCUCUAACGAACCCGUCCGGUGGAGCGUCUGCUCAGGUGUCAUUCUUCACUCAAGCAUUCUCUUGGCUUGACUCUCAAGACUACGUCAUCUUGUACUUCCCCUUCGUUGCAACAUCACCCUCACUCUUGUCCUCCUCCGACCCAAGUGCUGCUUCUUACGUCGGCACCGGAUCGUGCCUCUACAACAACGACGGUUCACUCUCGACGCUUGGCAACCUUAUGUUGUCCUAAGUUGUCAGUAUUUUUUUAUCUACUUAUGUACUUACAAAGAGGCCAUCGGUCAAGAUUUUUCCGAGCCAAACCGUUUGUACAUGGUCAGAAUAUUUCGUGGUCAACUCAUGUACAUACUUAUAGUAUAUAGUACAUACAUCAUCAUUCAUAUUCUAUAAAAUGAACUGGACCUUCUUUCGAUCGU
Messenger RNA from Desarmillaria tabescens, 948 nucleotides. RefSeq lists its product as uncharacterized. NCBI's taxonomy places the organism in Eukaryota, Fungi, Basidiomycota, Agaricomycetes, Agaricales, Physalacriaceae. The record is from RefSeq and is a predicted model, not a curated record. Gene Ontology annotation, cellular component: fungal-type cell wall. Gene Ontology annotation, biological process: fungal-type cell wall polysaccharide metabolic process. The transcript is spliced from 8 exons. The coding region runs from base 159 to 764 and encodes 201 amino acids.